AUGUGGCCCAUCCUGGGACCUAUCGAGAUGGAUCGAUCGACAAAUUUUCAUACUUUUCAACAUUCACUUUUCGAUGAUAAAUCUCGACAAAAUUCAAAAAAUAAUUCAUCAACACCAACAAUAAUUAUUUCGAAUAUUCGAUAUACUGACCCAAUUUCAUCACCAUGUCUUAUAUUAUAUAGUCUAGUUCUACUUUUACUUUGUGCUUUACCAAUUCUAGCACUUAAUAUUUAUAUACGACAAGCUCUUUCUACGUUUCAACAAGCUAAUUAA
Molecule: messenger RNA, 273 nt
Organism: Adineta steineri
Lineage: Eukaryota; Metazoa; Rotifera; Eurotatoria; Adinetida; Adinetidae
Source: the annotation of a GenBank genome assembly